AAAAAUGGCUGAUCCAUUGUCGCUUCUACAAGAAUAUGCAAUGAACAAGAGGGAAUUAGGCGAAGUUAAACACAAUGGGAAGCUUUACUACGUUUUUGGCGAUAUCGCAUAUCCACACGAUGCAAAAACUAAUCUUGGUGUUUACAACAAACAAGACGAAUACUAUUCAAUAGAAUCAAUCCUGCUUUUUUGGAAUAUGCGUGAUUUACAACAUACAGCAUAUGUACGUGAUGUUUCUGGCAGAGGAAUUGCAUCUAUCACGAGAGCGCGAUCUUCUUGAUUUUCUCA
Messenger RNA from Meloidogyne enterolobii, 288 nucleotides. The record is from the annotation of a GenBank genome assembly. Lineage: Eukaryota; Metazoa; Nematoda; Chromadorea; Rhabditida; Meloidogynidae.